AUGGUGUUUGGUGAUUUGGAUCAUGAAAAUGCAACAGUCACAACUGAAAAUGCAUCACAUGCAUCCUCCAAUAAUGAAUUUGAGGAAGGUGUUACAGAUGCAGUCACUCAAUCUGCUGCAAAAGCUGCUGUAAUAUUUUCUGCUGAAAUUCGGGGGCAGAAAUCGAAGGCCGAAGACCGAGGCCGAGGAUCAAAGGCCGAGAAUCGAAAGCUGAGGAUUGAGGCCCAGGAUCGAGGCCGAGGACCGAGGGCCGAGAGCCGAGGGCAGUCUGGACAGAACUUUGCACCAGUCCUAAUCAGUGGUGUUGCCUAUGCCACUAAUGCACAGAAGGUGUGGACGGAUUUACAAGAGAGGUUUGACAAAUCUGUUAUACCCACUCAUGACCGUGAUUGUGUCAAGACUAAGGAGUUUAUUGUGCAUCUUCGAAAGCAAAAGGUGUAUCAUUUUCUAAUGGGCUUGGAUGAUUCUUACCCUCAAGCUCAUAGUCAAAUACUUAUGAUGAAGCCACUUCCUUCAGUGAAUCAAGCAUAUGCCAUUCUUAUGAGUGAUGAAAGCCAAAGGGCUGUAGCUGCUUCUGCUGGUAUUUUAGGAUCCUCACCUACUGUAAAUGCCACACAUUCUUAUGAUUCAACUGCACUAUAUAGUGCUAAACCUAAUUUCAAUCCAAAAUUUAGGAAGAAUUACAAUAUUCAGUGUGAGUUUUGCAAAAUGAAGAGUCAAAUUAAAGAAAGCUGCUACAAAAUAAUAGGUUAUCCAUCAGAUCAUAAAUUCAAAAAGAAAGGGGGAACUGGUGCUUAUAAUGCAAUGGUCGAACCUGGAUAUACUAUGCCUAUGUACUUCAAUCAUGUCUCACGCCAGGCUUCUCAGCAAACUUCAAUGCCUCAUUUGCUUACAUAUCAAAAGCCUCAACAGAUCAUGAAUCAAGGAGUUGAAUUUUCUCAAGCUGUGAAUCAGGCACAGGGUGGCACUCAAGCUCUAGCAGGAUCCUCCUCUACACAGGCACAGAGACCUUACACAGUUUCCUCUCCACACACUCAAGGAAAUGUGUUCCCUUUCACUAAAGACCAGUAUGAUCAGAUAAUGCACAUUCUGAACAAUUCAACUUCAACUUCCUCUGCUCAAGCAAAUGUGGUAGGUACUAGCACUGCUCUCUUAGCAUCUACUAGUCCACAAGAAUGGAUUAUUGAUACUGGAACGACUAAUCAUAUGGUGUCAGAUGCUAACUUGUUUACUAAGACCUCUAUAGUUACUCCUUCUAAGCCUAGGACAGUCUUGUUACCUAAUGGAGAUAUCACUCCAGUGACUCACACCGGUGACAGCAAUAUUUCAGACAUAAGCACACUUAACGAUGUAUUUUAUGUGCCUCAGUUCACGUUCAACUUAUUAUCAGACUCCAAAGUGACAAGAGGCCUUAAAUGCUUUGCUUCCUUUUAUCCUAAUUUCUGUGUCUUUCAGGAUCUCUUCAGUGGCAGGGUGAGGGAGAUUGGUAGAGAAAGAGAUGGUCUAUACUUUCUGCAGAAAUAUGGUGGAAAGAUGCUCACUGCUGGAUUAUUAGCUGCUGCUGGAAUAAAGUCAAGGAAGGGAGACACUACAAUUGAUGUUGCCUUGUGGCAUAAAAGACUAGGGCAUGUAUCCAGUAUUGUUCUUAGAAAAUUGUUUGCUGCCAAACUAGCUAGUAUCAAUGACACUAUCAAUAAGUACAGUGUCUAUCCUUGUGCUAGGCAAACCAGGCUGGCAUUUCCUUCUAGCUGUAUUAAGACUGUUGUUGCAUUUGAUCUAAUACAUCUUGAUGUUUGGGGUCCAUAUAACUGUGCAACUUUUGAUGGAAAUAGAUAUUUUCUGACUGUUGUUGAUGACUUUACCAGGAUGACUUGGGUUUUCUUUUUACUGAAACUCAAAUAUGAUGUAUGUGUGGUACUUACUCAGCUUAUUGUGCUCAUUCAAACUCAGUUUAACAAAGUUGUAAAGGCAGUCAAGUCAGACAAUGGCUCUGAGUUUGUCAACUCUACCUGUACCACAUUGUUUCAGAAGUAUGGUAUCAUUCAUCAAAGAACAUGUGUCUAUACUCCUCGGCAACAUAGAAUUGCUGAGAGAAAGCACAUGCACAUCCUAGAAGUCACACGAGCUUUAAGGUUUCGGGCCCAUAUUCCUAUCAAGUAUUGGGGACAUUGUGUGCUUGCAGCAGUGGAAGAUAUAUUUCCCUUCAAAGACAUCACAGAUACAUCACCACCUAUUUUCUUGCCUUCUGAAUUGUCCAAUUCUAGUGAAGAGCAGCCUUCACUUCCUCCUGUUCCUGCUAGGCAUGAGUCUACUGGCUCUUCUGCUCUACACCAAUCUGCAGCAGAUGUGAUGCCUUCUAUUCCUCCUUCUAUGUCAUCUCAACUCUCCACUGGUCUGAGGAGAUCUUUGAGGACAAGGCAGGCUCCCAUUUGGAUGAAGGACUUUAUGUCACAACCUGGAUACAAAUCUAUUCCGUAUUCCAUUGCUAACUAUGUGUCAUAUGAUAGAAUUUCUCCCAAAUAUCAGGCAUAUUUAACUGCAUUCUCUGCAAUACAGGAACCUACUUCUUUUGAGAAAUCUGCUUAA
Messenger RNA from Nicotiana tabacum (common tobacco), 2586 nucleotides. The record is from RefSeq and is a predicted model, not a curated record. Lineage: Eukaryota; Viridiplantae; Streptophyta; Magnoliopsida; Solanales; Solanaceae.